AUGCGUGAGGAUAACAAGGAUGAAGAGAUCUCGGAAGAAGAAGAUCCUCGUUCCCCGACAAUACUGUUUACAUCGGCGGAACUGAGAAACUAUCGUCGGGAAUGGCGAUCUGCUUUGAUAGUUAAAGUUCUUGGACGGACGUUCUCCUAUCCUGUGCUAGCAAAACGGCUGAACAUGUUGUGGGCCAAAUCAGGAACCAUACAGAUUGCGAACAAAUCCCACGUCUACUACUUUGUCCGUUUUACUAGUAAAGCGGAUUACGAACUAGCGUUAACUGGAGGCCCGUGGAUGAUAGGGGAGCAUUAUUUAACUACACAAAGUUGGCAGAAGAGCUUUAAUCCAAGGAACCAUGAAGUUAAGUCAACGUGUGUGUGGGUACAGUUCCCUGACCUGCCCAUUGAAUUCUCUCACCCGGAAGCUGUGUUACGCAUUGCUAAACGAGUAGGAACACCUAUUCACCUCGAUCGAGCUACGGAGUUGGGUGCUAGAGGGGGCUUUACUCGAGUCUGUGUUGAAGUUGACCUUACCAAACCUCUACUAUCCCACUUCAAGAUAGAGGGCAUUGAGUAUGAUAUCCGUUACGAGGGAUUGGACAAUAUAUGCUUUGAGUGUGGUACAUAUGGUCAUCAGACAUUACGCUGUCCUACUCUCCAUCAGGAAGAGGAUCCACUACCAAGCCAAGAGACCCCCCUCUCAUCGCAGGCAGGUCACGCUGAGCCUUAUGGGGAAUGGAUGGUAGCCCGCCGACGUGAUAAGAGACAAGGAGUGCUGUACAGAGCAAGGAAAACGACAAAUCCAAUGGCAAACAAACCCAAAGUCGCACUGAAAUCUCAGGCUCUCGUUUUGGUGUGUUGGUAA
Messenger RNA from Linum tenue, 858 nucleotides. The record is from the annotation of a GenBank genome assembly. NCBI's taxonomy places the organism in Eukaryota, Viridiplantae, Streptophyta, Magnoliopsida, Malpighiales, Linaceae.